Molecule: messenger RNA, 4059 nt
Organism: Caenorhabditis sp. 36 PRJEB53466
Lineage: Eukaryota; Metazoa; Nematoda; Chromadorea; Rhabditida; Rhabditidae
Source: the annotation of a GenBank genome assembly
AUGCAACGUCCUCAGCGAGUGCAGAACAGACCAGUGGUCCGGAGACCUAAUCUCAACUUGGACGUGAUUUUUGGACAUGUCUUGAACAAUCUGACUGGAGAACCCGUUACUCCCGCGAAAGUGAGUCUAUUUUGUCGAUUUUCAGUGAUUUUCAUGUGGGAAUCGUUCAGGUCGCUACAUUCUACCUACUCCGUAUCCUAUUCCAAACUCACUUCGGAACGAGAAACGUUAGGAGCACAACGCCGUUCGAUACCGAGGAAAAGGCCAUGUAGACAAAAAAUCGGUAAACCCCUAUCCUAAAUGUGGAUUUCAGUAUUUUCCAAUGGUUCUACGGCGUGACAAACAUGGAGGAGGAGAUGACCUACAAGGAGUUUCGCGGGUUCAUGAGAAUCGCGUUCGCUUUCAACAGAAACAUAACCUUAAACUUCUUAGCCGCGUCAGUUGAGACCUUUCACGGAAAAAUAAGAAAUUAUGGGUUUCAGAAUGGAGCAGAUCGGCUCCGGCUACAACAACAUCAACCUCGCGAUGGAAGACGAGUUCUUUACCAACCGCCACGGCAGAGCCUGCUACAUUCCGGCUGAAGAACUGAGGAAGGAGCUUCCGUUCACCUCUAACCAAUCCUACAUCUACCGCUGGAUCAAAAGAGUUAGUUGUUCGAUAAAUUGGCAGUGCUCGGCGAUAUUUACCAUUAAAGGACCAGGGAACCCAAAAAAGUUUUGAUUUUUUUGUGAAAUGUUUUUGUGACUGUUUGAAUUGUCUCUUAUUGCCUCAUACACUGGUGAAAUGCUGCCUCUCAAAAAUGCCAAUGAACGAAACGGCAUGCAGUUGAAGUUGUGGCCGUGGCCUAGCGCCAAUGGCCGAAAAAUAUAUAAAAAUAUAUGCGCUUCUCGGCCAUUUUAUUUUUUUCCGCUUUUUUACCGUUUUUUUUUCAAAAAAUUCACUUUUUCUCCAAUUUUUCAGUUGAUUGACAUUUGUUCGGCACUUACUUAUUUUUUCACUGCUAAAAAAUUGUUUUCAUUCAGUCGAUAUGAAGUGCCAAAAUGGGAGAAACCGUGAAUUUUUGGAAAAAAAACCGGUAAAAAAGCGGAAAAAAUAAAAUGGCCGAGAAGCGCAUAUAUUUUUAUAUAUUUUUCGGCCAUUGGCGCUAGGCCACGGCCACAACUUCAACUGCAUGCCGUUUCGUUCAUUGGCAUUUUUGAGAGGCAGAAUUUCACCAGUGUAUGAGGCAAUAAGAGACAAUUCAAACAGUCACAAAAACAUUUCACAAAUUAAUCAAAAAAUUUUUGGGUUCCCUGGUCCUUUAAGUCAUCAGGAUUAGAGAAAACUGGCCCUAGUAGGAGUAUGAUGGGAUCGGGCCGGCUCUCAAGUUGCGAAAAUCUGAAAAUUCCCCGUUGUGCCGACUAGAAAUAAAACACCGCUGAAAUCUGUAAACUCUGAAGAAAAGCACGUAUUAGUAGUUCAAAAAAUUCAUAGUCAUCCAACAGAUCCCAGUUUCUUUGCGGAGUCACGCCGAAUGGAAGUGAAGGCUAUCUUUUAAUUUUCAGCUCCAAGCUCAGUGGGCGAAAACGACGCACAUGCAAAUGCUCCAACUCAACGACAUCAUGCGUUAUUGGAUCAAUAAGGGAACCAUCACGUAAGUUGCUGUGCGCGUUUUCUUUUCAUAAGCUUUCAGUGUUUCUCAUAUACCAGACCGGGCCGAGUCGUAAGAAAACUUCCACCUAGUUUUUUCCCAAUGUUCACAAGAUUUUUCAGACUGAAGGGACUCAGGAACUGGCACCGAUUCAUUGACUGCUCACUGAGAUCCAGACAGUGGGUCAAUCACGCGAUCAUUUGCAUGGAUGUAAGAUUCCCUCUAUCCUAACUGUCUGUAUAAACAUAUUAUACUUUCAGCGUGAGCCCGAAUUCACAUUCAGCUAUCGCAGUGUGAUCAAAUAUGCGAGAAUCGUCGGCAACCGCUGGAAGGACAUCAGCGAAGCGGUAGACAUAAGACAAACAUAACUCGUCAAAGUUUGAUGUUUUUUCAGUGGUUGCUCGAAGCUGCCGCCUACGUCGAACUGAAGGAUGCUGACAUGGCCAUCAAGGCGCUGAAGAAGUUCUUCGACCAUCAGAUGGUCGAGCUCAACGAAAAUGUGGUGCAGGUCGCUCGCUCAUUCCGCCUGGCGGUGACCAAUCAGGACCCGCUCCUUUUCGCUCCGAUUCUCCAUGCCAGAGUCAGCAAAAAAUUCGGUGAUUAGUGAGUUUUGUGUGAGCGUAACAUCUGCGAACCAUGUUAUUUUCAGCAAGACUGCCCGUCAACUGCUUCGAGAGAGUAUCCAGCAGGCUCAGCUCAAAAGUGAUAUUGUGUGCCAUCAACUUGCCAAUUUCGAGCUGCAGACUCUUGAAACGCUGGGAGUUAACGCAUUGCUCGAGUACAAGUUGGACGGUAACCACCUUUGUUGUCUUUCGCAUAAUUUCUCUAAUUUCUUACAGAAACCGAAGAAAACAGAGAGGAAGAUCCGCGUGUGCAGAGAAAAACGCUGAAGCACAUCGACAAGUGAGUUCUCUCGGACCUCGAGGCCCACGAACAUAUUGAUUUUUACAGUCUUCACCUGGAAGUGGCCGGAACUCCGUGUUGUUCGCACAGCGAGGAGGAUUUCGAGUUUGUCGCCGAACUGGAUUGCUUCGGAAAGCUGCUCAUGACGCUGCGAUCAAUUGCUGCCUGCACAUUCCGACUGUAAGAGAACAUUUUCGAGUUUCCACCGCGGAAAAAACGUUUUUUCCAGGCCGCUCCGUAGACUGGCCGAUUUUGGAAUUCAUUGCUUGCUCAGCCACGAUUUCGAAAGCAGAGGAAGAAAAAUUGAGGCGUAUGGAUUCUCGAUUAUCACCAGCAACAUGUGAGUUAUAGAAAAAAAAAGCCAAUGCUGUUAAUUUGUUAUUCAGGAUCCGUAACGGCAUGUACCAGCAAGCUCUCGAGCAUUCUCGUAAAAUCGUCCAAUGCGCCUACGCCUCGAAACGCCCAGAAGUCACGUACACUGAAUCCUACGUAAGUGAUAAAUUAUUUCACAGUUUCAUUUUCGCAUACAAUUCCAGGCGGUUAAUUCGGCGAAUUUGGUGUAUUCUCUAGCUGCGGCGGGAGAAAUGGCGAAGGCAAAAACAAUUCUGAGCACGAUGAAGUCGAAGUUCAACGAAAAAAAGCGUUGGCUGAGCUACCGUCACGUCCACAUUUGCUUCGCGAUUGUCAAAUUCCAAGAGCGCUUUUUCAAAAACGAUUACACCGGAUCCAAGCACAUUAUCUCGAAUCUGAUAACCGUUUCGGAAUUGGAGUUCAACCUCAAGUGAUAGCCCCAAUUUAAUAGAAUGUUUACAAAAUUGUUUAAAUUUUUAGGCAAUCGCUGGUGCUUGCGGGCAUGGGAAGAAUCGUCGAGGCUAAGCAACUGCUGUUCGAUUUCAAAACCAUGGAUAUCCGUGGUCAGAUUCGUGUCCACAUGCAAUUAGCCACGUAUCACACGGCGACCAAGGACUACGACAAAUGCGAUUUGUCACUUGCGGAGGCAAUGAAGCUGGCGGUGGCCACAUCUUUGAUGGAUGUUCGAGGAAUGAUUAAGAGAAGACGCGCCACGAUGCUGGUGAGUUUUCAAUUUUUAGUGAUCUUUUUCUAAUAAAUCUUCAUUCAAUAUAUCAAAAUAUUCCAGAUGUGUCGCGAGAAAUACGCCGAUGCACUGUUCACCCUUAAGAACUGCUUCGAAGUCGUGACCACGAACGGAACAUUCUUCGAGAAGGCUUGCUUCUUCAUGACUGCCGCAAGAUGCAGUCGCAUGCUCAAUAGAGGUUGGUAUUCUCGACUUUAUCUAGAGCCCCUCAUCUCUAUUUUCAGACCCACGUAUCUGGCUCCAACACGCUCGUCGGCUGCCGCUGAAGAACAACUGGCCAACGAUGGAGAAGGCCAUCUUUAUGGAGCUCGCUGCUCUGCACGAACCGAACGGAUUGUUGCCCGACCCGGAACGAUUGGCACAGUCCCGACAGGCGUUUGCCAACAUCCACAACAACUGGCCGGGAAGAUGUGACUGGAUUCUGAUCUGA